GAGCAUUCAUCCACCUGUCAAUUUAUUAUUUGACAGUCGCUUUUUCCUCUGAAUUUGUAAUUUUGUGAAAAACUCACUUGUUUUUUUCGUACCAUAAAAAAAAUCUUCAAGAAAAAAUACUUUCCAACCAUACGCACAACAUAAAUUUUAUAAUCUACAUAAAUUUUGUAUUACAUCAAACAUAAAAAAUAAUGGACAAAACAAAAGAUUUAAAUGGCUCCUCCUCAGCAGAAAACGAUGCCAUCGCCGGCUCCAGCAAUGAUGUUAAAAACAUCAAAGAUAAAAAAGAAGACAAACAAAACAAUGAUGACAACAAUGAACCUAAGAAGAAAAUUCCAAAGUUAGAACAAUCAAAUUAUGAUGAAGAUGAUGACGAUGACGACGACGACGAAGAUCAACUUGAAGUUGCAAUGAACAAUCAUUAUUCCAAUCCACAAUUCUUUAACAAACUAAAAUCCUCUUGGCAAGAUCAAAAAGACUUCUCCGAAACCACCCCAGAUGUAAAAAUCUACGGCGAACCAUUCCGAAUUGCAAUUUUACAAAAUUUCCUCUCUGACAAAAAAGUCACUGGACUUUUAGUCAACGAAAUGGAAGAAGAUGUCGAUUGGUCCCACAAACAAAUGGAUCUUUAUGAAUUUGAUCAAACUGCUAGUCUCUCAGUUGUACCUACAAUGUAUUUGAAAAAAUUCUUAAAAUUUUUAGAAACCUCCGUUCAACCGUGGUUGGAAAAACUAUGCAAUCUUAAACUUAAAUCUGUUUCAGCUUCCUGCUCAAUGUACAAUUGUGGUGAUUAUCUUUUAGUUCAUGAUGAUUUACUCAAAGAUCGACAAAUUGCAUUUGUUUAUUAUUUGUCUCCUUGGGAGGAAGUUGACCAAUGGACAGAUGAAAUGGGUGGUUGUUUGGAAAUCUUUAAAACAGAUGACAAUUGUUUCCCUUAUUUCCCUGUCGUGAGGAAGAUUAAUCCACGAAACAAUCAGUUUGUCUUUUUUAAAGUUGGGUCAAAGUCAUUUCAUCAAGUUGGUGAAGUGACAACGAGUGAAUAUCCUCGAAUGACAAUAAAUGGAUGGUUUCAUGGAGAAUUAAAUACUGACACUGUGGAAGAUUCCAUGAGACCUCUUAGUAAAAUGGUAUUUUCUGUUCCACAGACAAAAUCAAUGGAACUUGAAAAAGUCGUUAAUUUAACGUAUUUAAAAGAAGAUUGUAAAAAUCAUAUUCAAAAGCAUAUCGAGGAUAAUUCUGAAAUUUGUUUGGAAAAAUUCCUCAAACCAGAAAUCUUUGAUAAAAUUUGUCAAGAAUUGAAAACAAAUGAAUCAUUAAUUUGGUCAAUAAAAGGUCCUGCCAAUGCACAACGUUAUGAGACACUUGACUUAUCGACACUUACUGAACCUGUUGCAUUGCUCAUAGACACCUUUAAAAGUAAAGAAAUGUUUGGAUUACUUCAAGAUUAUACAGAUUUAGACUUAGCUGAACCUAGAGCAAUAACACCAACUGUUAGUUUAGAAUUACAACGUUGGACACCAGGUUGUUAUACAGUUUUAGGUGAUGGUUCACUUUGUGAUGAGAAUACAUUGGAUUUAAUGUUUUUCUUGAAUGCUGCGGAUGAUGUUGGUUGUAUAACAUAUUUAUCACCGGAAGAAGAAAAUGAUUCAGAUUAUGAUGAAUCUGUAUUGUUGACAAUAAAACCAAAAGAUAAUGCUUUAAAUAUUGUUUAUCGAUGUGAGGGAACGACUAAAUUUACAAAAUAUGUAUCGAAAUUGACACCAAUUGAAAAUGGACCGGUUUAUGUUUUGUGUUGUAGUUACAAGGAAUAACAUUUGAACAUUCGUUGAAGAUGGUUUAAAUGUUGAUUUUUUUUGUUUUGUAAUUGAAGUAAAUUUAUAAAAUAAAAACAAAAAUAUAUGGUGAAAAAAGUAUUUA
Episyrphus balteatus (marmalade hoverfly) is the source of this 1917-nucleotide messenger RNA. RefSeq names its product prolyl 3-hydroxylase sudestada1-like. Bases 192 to 1811 code for a protein of 539 amino acids. Gene Ontology annotation, molecular function: iron ion binding; peptidyl-proline dioxygenase activity; L-ascorbic acid binding. Gene Ontology annotation, cellular component: cytoplasm; GPI-anchor transamidase complex. Lineage: Eukaryota; Metazoa; Arthropoda; Insecta; Diptera; Syrphidae. Gene Ontology annotation, biological process: regulation of translational termination; attachment of GPI anchor to protein; peptidyl-proline hydroxylation. The transcript has 2 exons. The record is from RefSeq and is a predicted model, not a curated record.